Molecule: messenger RNA, 1661 nt
Organism: Trametes versicolor FP-101664 SS1
Lineage: Eukaryota; Fungi; Basidiomycota; Agaricomycetes; Polyporales; Polyporaceae
Product: Zn-dependent exopeptidase
Exons: 6
Coding region: 1-1479 (492 amino acids)
Biological process (GO): proteolysis
Molecular function (GO): metalloexopeptidase activity
Source: RefSeq, a predicted model, not a curated record
AUGCGCUUCCACGGUCUCGCGCCCUUCACGCUCCUCCUCGUCUCCCUGCGAGACCUGCCGGAUGAUGUGCCCGCGGCGUACGACUGCCUGCACCGGUCAUACUACGGAACCUACGGCGCUAAGCGCGCAUUCAUAGCCGACCGCGCGUGCUUGGAGUCUUCGUUCAGUCUCCUGCAGCUCGGCACCGCCGUGAGGCUGAACGAGGAGGAGGGCAACCUGGUGUGGGUCGGGCGCAGGCCUGUGGAUCCUUCGCUCAUCGGUACAGCAGCCUGCGACUCCGGACUCGACGCACUACUGGGAUACUUGCGGCAGCCACAGCUGCAGGACGACAGCGUCGGAGACAAUGCUUUACAAAUGACGCUCCGGAUGCUAUGGAACGAGAGCGUGCAGCUCGACGUCCUGCACCGCGGCCCAGACGGCGCGCUGCUCUCCGCGAGCGACGCGGUCGUGCGCACCCUCGACGCCCGCCUCCCGCCCUACUGGCGCUCCGCGGCCUUCCCCGCCUCGCCGAUCCCGCUCGUCCCGGUCCCGCCGCGCGCGAAGGAGCGGUUACGGGAAGCCCUCGCGGCGAUCCGCUUCAACCACGUCGUCGCGUCGAUCGUGAACGGCAUCUCGGCGCGCCGGCUGGUCAAGGACGUGCGGUACCUGUCUGGGGAGGACCCCGCGUCGGACCUCGCGACGCGCCAUUCGUUCUCGGAGGACGCACCGCGCGCGGCCGCGUGGUUGAAGAGCCAGUUCGAGGCGACCGGCGCGUCGUGUGAGCUGCGGUCCUUCAUGGUGGGCUUCGCGCCGAACGUCAUUUGUAGAUUCACUGGGUCUGCGGACACGACUGAGACGGUCAUCCUCGGAGCCCACUAUGACGAUCGCGGGUCGUUCGGGGAGGUGCGUGCCCCCGGCGCGAACGAUGACGGGUCGGGGACUGGGGCGCUGCUCGCCAUCGCGCGCGCGAUCGCGAGGCGAAACGUGGUGUUCCGCGCGAACGUGCUGCUCUGCGCGUUCGCGGGUGAGGAGCAGGGUAUGGUCGGCUCCAGGGCGUACGCGCGCGAGCUCAGGGAGCAAGGCGCGAAUAUCACCAUGAUGAUCCAGGCGGAUAUGCUUGCGUACCGCGUGUUGGGCGAGCCUCCGCAGCUUGGGCUGUCUGACCCUACAUUGCUUGGGACAGCUGAGCUCACGCAGAUCCUAGCAAACAUUUCAGCCAUAUACAGCCCGGAACUCACAGUCGGCUACCUACCAUAUCCUGGAGGGAGCGACCAUGAGAGCUUCCAUGAACAAGGGUUCCCUGCAGCGCAGGUGUAUGAGCGCGCGGGUUUCCCGAAGGACCCAAUGUAUCAUAGCACCGGGGAUGUGAGCGAGCGUGAGGGUUACGAUUUUGACCAGAUCAGAUCAAUCGCAAAGGUUGAGCUUGCGACGAUCUUGCACGUGGCGGGCUUUGAUCUGGAGGAGACCGGGGACGAGCCAGACUUGGACGACUUCGAGUAACCGCACUCGUUGGCCGAUUUCUCUUGGAUUACGGGUGAUUUGUUUUAGGAUCAGUGUGCUUGUAGGCCGAUGAUUUGGGACUCGGGUUUUGUUUGUGGUCGUGCUCUGUGUCAUAGAUACUCACUGUGCUCUCGUUCGCAAUCAAUAUGGCAAGAUUGGAUGUCAUGGGACAAACCGAUCGA